UAAUUAGUUUGUGUGUGCCACAAGAAGAACAAAAAUGGAUAAUUACUGGACUAAAGUGAUCACUGGCAAAGGCAUGUGAUUUCCCGGUGAUUCUAGACUCAUGAGGAUUUGCCUCUGAGCUGACAGCCUCAUUAGUCUUCUUGAGGGUUGAUGGAAGAUGAAGUGUCCCGUCCCAGAGAAGGAGCCAGGAGUGAGUGCUGAGGAGGCAGCCAUCAGCGCCACUGUGAAUGUUAAGUUCACAAAGAUGUACUUUAAACACGUUCUCUUUGAAGACACGUUCUUUGACGAGUGCUAUUUUGAAGACGUUACAUCCACUGAUACCUAUUUCAAAAACUGCACCAUUGAAUCUACCAUCUUUUAUAACACAGACCUCUACGAGCACAAGUUCAUCAACUGUCGCUUUAUCAACUCGACCUUUCUGGAGCAGAAGGAGGGCUGUCACAUGGACUUCGAGCAAGAUAACGACUUCCUGAUUUACCUCGUCAGCUUCCUGGGCAGCCUGUCCGUGCUGCCUGGGAACAUCAUCUCUGCCCUGCUCAUGGAUAGGAUGGGAAGGCUCAGGAUGAUCGGUGGCUCCAUGCUGAUCUCGGCGGUCUGCUGCUUCUUCCUGUUUUUUGGCAAUAGCGAGUCAGCGAUGAUCGGCUGGCAGUGCCUCUUCUGCGGGACCAGCAUCGCUGCCUGGAAUGCGCUGGACGUGAUCACGGUGGAGCUGUAUCCCACCAACCAGAGGGCAACGGCCUUUGGCAUCCUCAAUGGAUUAUGCAAAUUUGGAGCCAUUCUGGGAAACACCAUCUUUGCUUCUUUUGUUGGGAUAACCAAAGUGGUCCCCAUCCUUCUGGCUGCUACCUCUCUCGUCGGGGGCGGCCUGAUUGCCCUUCGUCUGCCAGAGACUCGAGAGCAGGUCCUGAUGUGAGCCACCUGCAGGGAGAGGCAACCUUGGAAGAACCUUUUCCAGGAACCUUCAAUGCGUCCACACUUCUGUCGCCAUCCAGAGGACUUUGGAUAGCACCGGAGGAGAGACUGAUGUUGCGACCCGUAGUUUUAGGACCCAUUUCAGCUUCAAGAUGUUUGUAACUCAGGUGACUGAUUUGGGGGGUCAUGGGCCACCCCUGAUAAUCAGAGAGCUGUGUGCUUGGUUUCAAGUCUCCCCAGCCCAAGGCAGGGGAGGAGAACUAACCCCCCUCCAGUGGUGCACAUGCUGAGAGCAAGGAGUGUGCAUUGCCACAAGUGAGGUGCAAGGACGUACUUGCAAUGCAAAAAAAGAGCUUGAGAACACUCAAGCUCUUUCAAAAAGGUCCUUGGAGCCCAGUGGCCUACCAAAUUGACUUGACGAGAAGUUAGAGCCAUCCUGUGAAUGUUGGGCUGGAAGUAUAAAACACAUAUAUUUUUGCAUUUAAAAAAAAAUCACCCAUCACAUUUUCCAUUUGAAAAUUGGCCCAAUAGCGGCGAAGAUACUCUGACAUAGAAAACCAAAUAUCUGUGCAUUAUCUAUAGCAACCUCCUACCCUCCCACCAAGUGUCCUGAGCUUCUCAGGAUGAUUAGAUGAUAAAAUUUACGAAUGAUAUUGAUUCCUAUUUUGAUCUAUUCAGUGAAACGUAAUGGGGUAGGUAUUCUGUAAACUAACUUUGUACAUAACUGUAUUUGGGUUCAAUUUGCAGAAACAGGGUCUGCAAAUCUUUGCCAGCAUUAUAGCCAUAUUUCGGGAGGACUCGGUGUGUGAGGCCCCGGGAAACUGGGUCUGCUGGAAUGAAAUGCAAGCACAAUUUCCCAGAGCCAUUUAACUUGCUGUGGGGAGGAGGCACUGCGCAAGCUCCCAUUGUGCAGCUCACUUAAUCCGGGCACUUCUCUUCGUGUAGGUGGAGAGCUCUCCCCUCUUACACAGACCACUUGAGAAACCCCCCGCUCCACCGUCUGCAGUACUGGCAUUUGACUUUGCCGCUCACCCCGAAACACCCCGAGAAGCGUUCAGUAGCCUCUGGCGCUGUCUUUGUCGGUGAGAGUCCAACAGGGUGGACAACGUGUGGGUUGGAGGGAGGGGCGGGGAAGUAUAGCCGCAGUUCUUCAAAGUGGAAGUUCUUCCUGUUCCUUUUGGCAGCAAAACGCAACCCAGAUUUGUUAUAAUGGUCAGGUCCCAUGGGAAAUCUAUGCUAUGGGUCUGGGUUCAGGAUUUUGGAGUCAGAUGUCACUGACAAGGGAGCAGGGAGUCUCGUGGAUGCCAAAUGUGUUUUCCUUGAGUGCUCUAGGAAGACGCUUUCCUGAGGUCCAGUUUGGAACACGAGUUGGGGGCAGGUGGAGGAACCUAGGACUAACUACUUUGGCAAGGAUCAGCCACAGGCGGAAGUCUUCACCGUGUAGAAAAAGAUCAACAUUUCAUCCACCAGAAUUGUUCUGCAUGGAAGGGACAGGGAGCUGGGAACCUGUGACCCUGGCAGUGAACUUACCUGGACCGGGUGACCGUCAGCCUGUGAGAACUCAGGCUUUGAGCUGAUGAGCGGCACUCUCAAUGCGGAAAGGUGCCUCAUUGCCCAUACCAGAAGUCUCCAAAAUCGAAAACAGAAUAACGAUGGCUCUGCUGAAGUGUCUUCUCAGUUUUAGAGAAAUGCUUGGGUCCCGACACAGCUUCAGGCCAUCUUUCUGUUGUUCCCUCGAGUAACACGCAGACAGGGGGAGAGAGUAAAUUCUGCCGUAACUUUCUACCCUCAAGUUGAGAUCAGUUUUAAUGGUUGAAAUGUUUCCUCUGCUUCCUUGUCUCUCACCUCUUUAUCUACCCCCUUUUUUCCCCAUGUACAUUGAAGACACAUCUACUCGGAUUUGACAUCCUGAUACCCCCCAAUAUAUAAAUAGACCACCGUGUUUUAAUGUUUCUCUCAGUGCUUUAUAGAAGCGACCUGACAGAAACGCCAUGUCAGUGACGAGAGACCCAAUGUAAUAUAGCUGUAAUAUACCUGCCACAGUCUUAAGAUGUGAAAUAUAGUGGCUAGUUCACACAAGAGAGCUGUGUGAGCCUGGGAUGACUACGUCCCUUACGUUGGUUCAAAGAGCAGCUAUCGCAUAAAGAAUUGACAAAGCAGUUAAGAGUCUACGUAUCUAGUGCAGGUGGAUCUUGUAAAUCUAAAACGUGAUACAUUUUUUGUUAGUGUUGGGGUGGCUAUGAUAAUUUUUGGGGAGGGUAAGCUCCUUUUGAUUUCCAAGUGCUAACUUGCGUGUUACCUUCCUGGCUUGUCACACCACCCACCGACACAACCAAGGGCAAUUCUCAUCCCACCUGUGGUCUGUGGGCUUUCCCCACGGAAAGCCAUCUGGCACGGGAAUGUGCCCCCUUCUCAAAUGCCAUCACUCCUGCUGAGAUAAAUGCUUCUUGACAUGCAGCCUCAGUGGCAGGACAUUGAGGGGGGUAAUGCACAGCAUUCCUGGCCAUCCACCUCUUUUUCCUUUUGUGUUCUACCCGGAGGAACUCCCAACGGCAUCUGUGGAGAAGUAAAGGAAUGAGGUUCUCCCUCAUUGAGCGAAUCUGUUCACAGUUCACGAUGUAUUUUAUGACGUCCAGUUUGGGAGUAGUUACUCUUAACAGUCUUAACUGUAUUGUGUCCUUUUCUGAUGCUGAUUUUCGAUCUUUCGUUUUAUUGAAAAUAAUUGGUGGAAGGGGUGUGUCAGUUUGUGAAGCCUUUCGCACAUGAGCCCCAAGGUCAUGUUACAAGUCACCCCGUUCCCAGGGUCUCCUGGUACCUUGUGUUCGUUCAUUAAAAAAUAAUAAAAAUAAUUGUAAACAAACCUUGAAAAACUGAGGCUAGAGAUUAUUUUCAGAUGCUAAGAUCUCUUCCGGUUUCCUACAUCGAUCUAAUCAGCUAGGAGGAGCAUCAAGAAUCAUUUCCUUUAACUUUAUUUUGCACAGGGGGACCUGGAAAGAUUAAACGAUGUGUCCAAAGUGAGGCGUAGCACUAGGAGUGGGUCACAAGGCUUGUUGUGCUCUCUCUGUAAUUCUGAGCUGAGUUGUCAGUCACUGAUACCCUACUGCAGGGCCACCCACAGAGUCUUUGGGGAGUGGGACAAUGUGACCAACCCUCACCUUCCAUUUCCUGAGGCCAGUCACUGAAACCUCACUUGAUUGGUUGACCUAAAAUGAAUGGGAGGGCCAGAAAAAAUCAGUAUUCAUUCAUUCAACAAGUCCACUUAGACCUCAUCCAACACGUGUUUUCAGAACGGCUACCCUGGGUCUUGUGUUAUAUUAGGUCCCUGCCUCUGAGUGCUUUUCCUUCCACGUGGACCGAAGCUUCGUGCUUCUGUGGGUAGCGGCGUUGUAUUUACUCACAGCCCUAAGAGCAAUUUGGGAAUAAAUCACGCAGAGCCUUUGCCUUUGAGACACGCAGAACGGACAUUGUGUUUCAUUUGCAGAGGCACGGUGGGGAAAUUUAGAUGCAUGACUUUUGCGCCAGCAGUGAGGUUCCCAAAAAGGUGAAUGAUGAAAUGAAACCGAGGCCAGAGCUAUCCACAGAGGUUAAAGGGAGAAAUACGAGUGCUUAUAGUCAGUGCUAAUUAUAGAAUGGACAGGGGACCUACUUGGCAGGCCCAUAACGCAGUUCCUACCCUCAGAACGUUCAAGAUGUGAACUGGGGGAUGAGCAUCUCACCUGAGAACACAAGCUUAGCUUUUCAUUUACCUCUGGUCCUGGUGGAUUAAAAUAUCAUAUAGUUUUAGUGACCAGAAAUAUCUAUUCCUUUACAAAGCAAAUUGUCUUUUAGGAGGUGUCUUCCACCACAGUUCAUGUGGUGGCCUUAUUCACAGUGACCAUGGCUCAGAAGAGCAUGCCACUCAAAAUCAAUUGUCACCCCCCCCCCACUUCCCGUGUACGUAUAUAAUCUCAGGAAUUCAGAUUUCUCUAAAUCAGCAUGUGUGAUUUCAGUAGGAUAGGAACAAAGGCCAGUGAAAAUGACGUUCCGGGAAAAUUAGACUUUGGACUGUUUUGCAAAGGACUGCUUAAAAAUGCUCGGAAAAACAACUGGUAAGCAGUCGAUGAACCAUUAUAAAUGACUCUUAUUCAUGAAAGUGCUUCUCCUGAAUAAUUGCAAAAUAAAUUCUUUCAAUCGCAAAUAUAUUUGAAAGUGAUGAAACUCUACCUCUUCAAAAUGUGUCUUAUGGUUUAGCUUUUUUUUUUUUUCCAGUUUGGAGUCAGUCUGGGUGAGUCAAGAAAUCCCAACUUUAACAAAAGUUUGGAGUAGAUUGCUAAUAGCUCAUUCGCAGGUAUUUAUCCUAAUGAUUUUAAUGAGGGCAAUUUGCAGAAACCUGCAGAAACCUGCACUCCGUGUAGUUUACCGUGGGACGAUGGAACUGUAAGCUGCAGAUUUGCCAUCAGGACACAGACAGCACGUGGCUGAGAUGUGUGACAGAACUGAGGUUGUGACAAGGGAUGCAGGAAAAGGGUAUUUUGUGGGUCGUCCUGAACAGACAUGGGCAUCCAGUAAGUCUAAUAGAUGGUUUUGAAAGGUAGCUCAACUACUGAAAAAUCAUGGUUUGGGGAAGGAAGACGGAGGUAUGUGUGACAUGUAAUAAUAAAAAAAUAUAUACCCCACAGCAUAUAGAUCGAUAUGAAAACUAUUUUAUUGUUUAAAAUACAUGUCAUGGAUUAGUCAGUUCUGACUCGAGCUCUUUUUCGCAUAGGGCAUAAAAGUCUAACAUAUAUUUUAAAAUUUGAAAGUGCGAAAUAUGUAUAAGUAUAAUAAACACAGAUUUGCCGUGUCGAUUCUGCUACAUUUCCAAUGGGCCGAAUAUUAAAAUAACUGACCUGUGCCUUUCAGGUUUCAGGAAUAGAGGAGGAUUUAAGGGUAUUUUUCUGCUUGAGCUUAGGUCCCAGAUUUUUGGUCCAUUUGAGUCCUGGAGGUUCCCAAACCGAACAGACUAGGAGAGUGUCUGCAUCAUUUGUUACCAUACUUCUUUCUUCCGGACAUAAUGGGUGAAGCAGAUAAAGCAGGUUGAGGCAUUAAGAAGAGCUCUUCUUAAAGUUUGCUGGCUCUUUUUUUUCUGUACUGAUUUAUACUUAUAAAUAUUUAGAAUUUUUUUCUAUCCCCAAACCAUAAGGUAAACUCAGAAAGUGCAGACUAGGCUUUUGGGUCCCAGUGAGCAGUUGUGUGGGGUUAGAGGUUUUAUUCCUUCUGGUGGGCGGGGAGCCUAGAGAUGUGCCUGUUUGCGGGGGGCGGUGGAAAGAAUCCAGAUGUGGGUGACUACUCAUAGUCUUCCCUGAAUGUUUGACUAGUGGUUCUGAGUUUUUUUUUAGCAUCACCGCUACAAAAAGGGCUGUCUCAGUCCUUUGACUACAGGAGACACUGGCCGCUUUUCAGAUGUGCCAGGCUGAGUAGUAGUGAUGACAUAGCGUUAUCUCGAAACAAAGGUGAUGAAGACCACGUCACCAGCUUUCCACAGUGGUCCCGGGAAGUGCUCUAUGAUUUGCAAAGAAUACUUGGUAGGGAGGGCAGGCAUUUGUAAUAUCACAGCUGUUGAUGAAGUGGGCUGACACCCAGCCCGGAGAGGAAAGAGAUGCUGAGAAGGGGGUGUGUAGGUGACUCGCAAAGGGACCCAUUCCCCAGCUUUCAGCGCCUUGACAACUGGUUGGAUUAAUCUUGCCCAUAGGCCCACCUGGAGCUGUUUGGAUGAGCCUGUACAUGACACCAUGCCCAGUGAAUGCAGCUACUGCACGAUUAAGCUAAUGCGGUGAGUGUGAAGUGACCGAAGUAAUCUCUGUUUUCUCGUCAUAUUUUUCACGCUCUAGUGUCCCUGCCCCUUGACAUGUUUUUCCACCUGACUGUCCCUGGAGAGUGGGAUGGCUACGCCUCUUUGCACUUCAGUGUAUGAAAGUAGCAGAAACAUUUGGUUUGGUGAGUGGCAAGUAAAAAUUUUAACCUU
This is a messenger RNA of Phyllostomus discolor (pale spear-nosed bat), 6895 nucleotides long. RefSeq names its product synaptic vesicle glycoprotein 2B (gene SV2B). Gene Ontology annotation, cellular component: membrane. Gene Ontology annotation, molecular function: transmembrane transporter activity. The record is from RefSeq and is a predicted model, not a curated record. Gene Ontology annotation, biological process: transmembrane transport; chemical synaptic transmission. Bases 158 to 913 code for a protein of 251 amino acids. NCBI's taxonomy places the organism in Eukaryota, Metazoa, Chordata, Mammalia, Chiroptera, Phyllostomidae. The transcript is spliced from 5 exons.